UCGCACAAGGCACCGUUUAAAAGGGUUUCACAACACAAGCGCACCAACUUCACGUAACCGUACCACGGAGGACGAGCACGUGCUCCAUGUAAACGCUGCGGAGGUUGAUUUUACGCACGGGAGGGAGUCACAAAAAAAAUGGCCCUGUUCAGUCAUUUUACGGGAACUUGCUGGAAAUAUUUGCACGGGGACCAUCUGAAUAAGAUGGUGGUCACAUUGCGGGCAUUGCACAAGUCGGCACCCAGCGAGGCUUUUGGGAUCCCCGCGUCAACAGACGAGGACAGCGUCUCCCCGGGUCUCAUCACAGCGGCGCAAAUCGGAGACAAGAACAUCAAAGUUAAGAGUUUGAAAGAGAUGCCCGGACCCAGCACGACGUCCAACCUCGUCGAAUUUUUCUGGAGGGACGGUUUUAGUAGAAUUCAUCAAAUCCAGAUGGAGCACAGCAAGAAAUACGGGAACAUUUUUAAAUCCCGUUUUGGGCCUCAACUGGUGGUCUCCAUCGCCGGUCGUGAUCUGGUGGCUGAGGUGCUGAGGGCUGAAGGUGUGGCCCCUCAGAGAGCCAACAUGGAGUCCUGGAAAGAGUACAGAGACAUGAGGGGACGUUCCACAGGUCUCAUCUCCGCGGAGGGAGAGCAUUGGCUGCAAAUGCGAAGUGUCCUUAGGCAGCUCAUCAUGCGCCCCCGGGAUGUGGCGGUCUUCUCCGAAGAUAUUAACAACGUGGUAGAUGACCUGAUCAAGAGAGUUUGCAUUGUGCGUAGUCAGACUGCGGAUGGAGUAACUGUGCCCAACGUGAAUGACCUCUUCUUCAAAUACGCCAUGGAAGGCAUCGCGGCCAUUUUGUACGAGUGUCGUUUAGGCUGUCUGGAAAAUGAGAUCCCCAAAGAAACUCAAGAUUACAUCAACGCACUGCACCUCAUGUUCAGUUCCUUCAAGACUACCAUGUAUGCCGGAGCCAUCCCUAAGUGGCUUCGGCCCAUCAUCCCAAAACCUUGGGAGGAGUUCUGCUUCUCUUGGGACGGCCUCUUCAAAUUCAGCGUUAUUCACAUUGAUAAGAGGCUCAGUGAGAUCAAGGCCCAGCUUGAGCGGGGAGAGGAGGUGAAGGGAGGACUGCUCACACACAUGCUCGUCACCAAGGAGAUGAGCAUGGAGGAAAUCUACGCCAAUGCGACCGAGAUGUUACUCGCAGGGGUUGACACGACAUCCUUCACCCUAUCAUGGGCUAGCUACCUAUUAGCACGGCACCCCCGAAUCCAAGAACAAAUCCACAUGGAGGUGGAGAGGACUUUAGGACCUCGAACUGUCCCCGUAGCCGAAGACGUAACUCGCUUACCUCUAAUCAGAGGCCUGGUGAAAGAAACCCUCAGGCUUUUUCCAGUUCUCCCAGGCAAUGGACGGAUUACCCAGGAUGACUUGAUAGUGGGCGGAUACUACAUCCCCAAAGGGACUCAGUUGGCUCUUUGUCACUACUCCACUUCCUUGGACGAGGAGAACUUUGCCGAUGCUUUAGACUUCCGUCCGGAUCGUUGGAUAAGAAAAGAUUCCUCGGAUCGUGUCGACAACUUUGGCUCCAUUCCGUUCGGCUACGGCAUCAGGAGCUGCAUCGGCAGGAGAAUAGCCGAAUUAGAAAUGCAUCUGGUUCUGACGCGGCUCAUCCAAAGGUUUCACAUUUGCACGUCUUCUGUCACCGAUGAAGUGCAGGCCAAAACUCACGGCCUUCUCUGCCCUGCAAGCCCGAUCCACCUGCAGUUUAUUGACAGAGAAAACUAGGUGAAAGUUUCUGUCUGUAACAUCUACUGUAUUGUACAUUUUUCAUCUAUAUUUUUUAAAUUCUCACAAGACUGCUUUGUGCACAUCGUCCAGUGUUUCUACUGAGGUUUUACUCGGGCAGCAAAGGAAGGACACGAAUCUUACUGGACCAAUGAUAUAAAGUAAAAUACUGUAGCUCAUUUUAUGUUUUGCCUGUUUUAGAUCAAACCACUGUAUUUUAUUGCUAGAGAUGGGACUCCUGUGAUUCAUUCUGUUAUUUGCUAUAAAAAAUAAUGAGUGCAAUGCAAACUGUAACCUACAUAAUCACACUGAUGCAGGCACAAUUUAACAUGCACCGUUUUUUUUUUUCCCCUGGGUUGGACACUGAAUGUUGAUGGUAAACAGCGAAUGUAUUGAGAAUCAGCAAUGUCCAUAACAAUUUUUUUUUUUUUGCUGACUGUUAUAUGUGUACUAAACGACUUAUUCCAACCAAGUAAUGUACCUAUGUAUUUUAAUUCUUUUUUCAAGUGUAAGCAGUGUGCUAGAAUGUUUGUGUGCGUGUGAAGAAGAAACAGAUAUCUAAUUGAUCAAUCCGAUAUUUGUAAAAGAGUCACGACUGUGAAACAAAUAAAAUGUAGGUUUGUAUUUUUGUAUGCGCUGUGAAAGGACAAAACUGUUUGGUGUUUUUUUUAUGGAUGCAUAAUUUUAGCUAUUUUAGAGGUAAUGCAUGUAACAAAGAAAGGGAUUAGAAUUCCCACUUUUUUUUCAUGGAAGAAAAUAGAACAGAUUUAUACAGUUGUAACGAUCUGAUUAAUUGUACUUCAAUUCUA
Syngnathus typhle (broad-nosed pipefish) is the source of this 2576-nucleotide messenger RNA. It is a transcript of the gene cyp27c1, whose product is annotated as cytochrome P450 27C1. The record is from RefSeq and is a predicted model, not a curated record. Gene Ontology annotation, molecular function: iron ion binding; monooxygenase activity; oxidoreductase activity, acting on paired donors, with incorporation or reduction of molecular oxygen. Gene Ontology annotation, biological process: cortisol metabolic process; glucocorticoid biosynthetic process; cholesterol metabolic process. Bases 139 to 1767 code for a protein of 542 amino acids. The transcript has 9 exons. Gene Ontology annotation, cellular component: mitochondrial inner membrane. NCBI's taxonomy places the organism in Eukaryota, Metazoa, Chordata, Actinopteri, Syngnathiformes, Syngnathidae.